Coffea eugenioides is the source of this 849-nucleotide messenger RNA. Its product is annotated as aspartic proteinase nepenthesin-2-like. The coding region runs from base 1 to 849 and encodes 282 amino acids. The transcript has a single exon. NCBI's taxonomy places the organism in Eukaryota, Viridiplantae, Streptophyta, Magnoliopsida, Gentianales, Rubiaceae. Gene Ontology annotation, cellular component: extracellular region. The record is from RefSeq and is a predicted model, not a curated record.
AUGCCAGAAGAUUUGAAGGUGACAGUACAAGAUGAUUUAGAUGAUUCAAAUGAUGAUUCAGAUCUUGAUACUGAUUUCGAGACUGGAAUUUUUGUUAACACGUCAAUACCUGUGUUUUUGGUGGGUUUCAACUUUGGUUCACGGGAGGCUGCUCAAUUGGUUGCGUUAGAUACUGGUAGUAAUCUGUUUUGGGUUCAGUGCAAACCUGGUAUAGGCGGCAAUAGGACAUUCUAUAGAAACUAUUGGUCUGGGGAGUCUUCAACAUAUUCUGCUAAUGUGAGGUGCGAAGACUUUUGUUCUUCUACUCCGUUGACAUGUAUUCCAGCACCCACUUUCUGUUGGUUUGUAUUGAAAUAUUUGGGUGAAGUCGUUGUCCGUGGAAAUCUUGCAUUUGAAAGAUUUAUUUUCGGUUCAUCAUUUGACAACCAACCAGCGCAUGAGUUAAAUCCGUUAUUUGGAUGUACUAUAAAAAAUAGCUAUAUAGACAAGUUCAAUCGUGUCUUGGGGCUUGGUCCUUCAGGAAUCUCAUUAGCUUCACAACUGGAUAGUAGUGAGUUCUCAUACUGUAUUGGAAAUUUAAGCGAUCCAUUUGAUAAAAAAAAUAUGCUGAUCAUAGGGAGAAAGUCCGGAGGAGUUGAGUUUUCAACUCCUCUUAUUAUUAGGGAGUUCCAUUACUACGUAAAUUUUGAAGGCAUUAACUUUAGGGGUAGGAUACUCGGCACUGACAAAAAGGAUUUGAGCAUGGAUAAUUUUAAAAGUGGUGGGGGUGCAAUUAUUGAUUCAGGUUCAAGUUUGAGUUUCCUUCAAGAUAUUGCAUACGAGAAAGUUGAACAGGCAAUUGUUGAUUAA